AUGUGGCAAUAUAUCAGCGGUGGGUCCGGAACCACCAUCAAGCCUCCGGUGACGUCGAAGUACGACGAGCAGGUCCCACCGCCACCGGCUGGAGGACCAUUUGCUCCACCACCGAACUACGACAACACGGAUUACUCCGGAUAUACCCUAUCCGAUACAUACGGUGACUCCGGAUCUACGGGCCAGGGAUUCUUGGACAGAAUCACCUCAAACCCACGAGCACGAAACUGUCUCGCGAGCGUUAAAAUGGGUUUUAAAAUGGGGGGAGCAGUAGGCGGCAUCUUCGGCGGUAUCACCGGUUUAUACACGGGACUGAGGCACCGUAACCUCAUGAUCUUACCGGUGUCUAUGAUUGGAGGAGCUGUGAGCUUCGGCUUCUUUUUAGGUGCGUACAAGCUGUUGUCGUAUCAUGACAUGCAGGAUGUGGAAUGA
Molecule: messenger RNA, 432 nt
Organism: Babesia bigemina
Lineage: Eukaryota; Apicomplexa; Aconoidasida; Piroplasmida; Babesiidae
Exons: 6
Coding region: 1-432 (143 amino acids)
Biological process (GO): protein import into mitochondrial matrix; protein insertion into mitochondrial inner membrane
Cellular component (GO): TIM23 mitochondrial import inner membrane translocase complex
Source: RefSeq, a predicted model, not a curated record